GGGCUGAAAGGACUGAGUACACACAUGAGAACAAAGAGGAAGGAGCAAGACUGAGUGCCUGGGUAACACUUUCAAUACCUCAUUAAGAAGUGGAGCUUCUGAGAAAAGCGGUUCAAACAUGUUGUGGAUUUAAAAGACAUGCAAGAAUGAAAUCUCUGGACUGAAGAAGGCAAAGCCUGGAGUGAAUCAUGGCCAAUGCGACCUCUGUGACAUCACCCAUGAAUCAGUCGCAGCCUGGCAAUAUCAUCACCCCAGAAUACAGUGAUGUGGAGCUUGUAUUUCUUGGCGUUGCUAUGGCUAUUCUUGUUGUAGCAAUAGUUUUGGGUAAUGUGAUGGUAAUUACCGCCAUCCUGCGCUUCCAGAGGCUCCAGACUAUCACCAACCUCUUCAUUGCCUCACUGGCUGUUGCUGAUCUCAUCAUGGGUGUGAUCGUGGUCCCUUUCAGCUCCAGUAACAUCUUGCUGCAAAGCUGGAAGUUUGGAAACUUUAUGUGUGACUUCUGGACGGCAACUGAUGUGUUGUGUGUGACUGCCAGCAUAGAAACACUGUGUGUGAUUGCUCUGGACCGCUACCUCGCUAUUACAAGGCCGCUCCGCUACACAACACUGCUCACCAGGGCUCGGGCCGUCAUGGUGGUGUUUGUGGUUUGGGCAGUGGCCUCACUCAUCUCUUUCUUGCCCAUCUAUCUCAAGCUCUGGGUGUCAGAUAAACCCCGGGCUAUAGAAUGCCGAUUAAGCGAGACCUGCUGUGAAUUCAACACCAACCAAGGAUAUGCAGUAUCUUCUUCGAUAGUGUCUUUCUAUCUGCCUCUGGUGGUGAUGAUUUUCCUCUACACCCGUGUAUUCCAAGAGGCUCAAAAGCAGCUGGAAAAAAUCAGAGGAAGGGAGCGGCACUUCUUCCACCUGCAUAAAUCUGCACAACGGACUUAUCCAGAUGACAGCCCCUCACUGAAUAAACUCAGGACAGGAGCAGAUGGAGAGGACAGACUAAACAUGCAGCAAACAGAGGACUCAGAUAGUAGGCAAGAAGAAAAGGGGGAAGAAAACAGAGGGAAGAUGGAAAAAGAAGGAAAGCAGUCUGCUGCUAAGCGUCUCAGGAUUUGUCUUUCGCAGCACAAGGCUGUGAAAACUUUGGGGAUCAUCAUGGGAACUUUCACAUUAUGUUGGCUACCUUUCUUCAUCCUUAAUAUUGUCAUAGCUUUUGUGGAUCUCAGUGGCAACAGGGACCUUUUCAGAUUCCUUAAUUGGCUGGGUUAUUCCAACUCAGCCUUCAACCCCCUCAUCUACUGCCGCAGUCCGGAUUUCUGGCACGCCUUUCAGGAGAUACUUCAUUUAAGGGGAGGGAACUCAAGAUGGAAGGGGGCAUUUGGAUGGUGCAGUGACAGACACGGUUACUCUAAGUCGCCACGGAGGCAGAACGGAGACUCGAACUUUGAUCGUGUGAGGGGUCUGAGCAGUCGGGAGAAAUCCGGCUGGAGAGGAAGUCUGGAGAGCUCAAUACGAGGCAGCUCACUGACCCUCGCUCUACAAGCAUCGGGUUCUGAGCAGGUUCUAGAUGUAGCUCCGGGUUCUCUGAGCAGCUGGCAGCAAAACAGCUCUGACAGUAGGACUUGUAGAGAAAAUAUUGCUUCUAUUGCUUGACCAAAACUAUGUAUGAAACAUUGCACCCCUAAAUUAUAUUCAAACAGCAUUUGCUGAAUUGUUUGUGUGACAGACUGACUUAAGCUUCUGGUCUAUGAAGUAGCCAGAAAAUGUAAGGUUACAUUUGCUCAGUGUUUUUGUGGUUAUUCAAGGUUUCCUGUUCUUUUCUACAAUCGUUUUUCAAUUGUAUUUAAUAGACUAAAAUAAAUAAAAAAGCAAUCUGAGGAAAAAUUUGGCAUUAAUAAAUUCACACAAAGCAUUUAUUAUUUUAAUAUUCAAAAAUACAUAUGAUAUAAAUAUGCAACUUGUCAAAAUGUUUUCUUAUAUUUCUGUGCAAAUUGUGACUUGAACAAUAGAAAAAUAGGAAAUAUUGUAAUAUUAGACUUGUUGUAAAACAAUGGAGGAGUAUUGCAUUCAUCAAGAAACAAAAAGAUACUGGUCUGUUUUUCUGAAUAAAAAAUAUAUUUUUUCUGAAUUUAAAUUAAAUAAAUAAAUAAAGAUAUUCUGUUUGUGUGGA
Molecule: messenger RNA, 2157 nt
Organism: Cyprinodon tularosa
Lineage: Eukaryota; Metazoa; Chordata; Actinopteri; Cyprinodontiformes; Cyprinodontidae
Product: beta-2 adrenergic receptor-like
Exons: 4
Coding region: 189-1640 (483 amino acids)
Biological process (GO): negative regulation of smooth muscle contraction; norepinephrine-epinephrine-mediated vasodilation involved in regulation of systemic arterial blood pressure; adenylate cyclase-activating adrenergic receptor signaling pathway
Cellular component (GO): membrane
Molecular function (GO): norepinephrine binding; beta2-adrenergic receptor activity
Source: RefSeq, a predicted model, not a curated record